AUGACAAUAUCAACCCAGAAAACCAAAUGCAUGACAACAUUAAAAACACCAUUAAGAUGCAAACUGGAAGUCGACGGCAAUAUCAUCCAACAAAAAAUGAAAUUCAAAUACUUGGGCAUAGAAUUAUCAGGCUGUGGUGAUGUUGAGGAGGAAGUCAGGGCACAAACUGUGAGGGCAACAAGAGUGGCGGUAUGUUUGAGUGACACGGUAUGGCGAAAUAAAAAUAUCAAAGUGAAAACAAAGGCCAGAAUUUAUAAAGCAGUAGUAAGACCAACUAUGACAUACACCGCUGAAACUCGACCAGACACAGCGAGGACAAGACAACUACUGGAGACCACCGAAAUGAGGGUACUUCGCAGAAUAGCUGGAAAGACACUAUUCGACCGGGAGAAAAGUGAAAAUAUAAGGAGAACAUGCGGGGUGGAAAAUAUCAAUGAGUGGGUAUUGGGUCGAAAGAGAGAAUGGAACGACCACAUAAGUAGAAUGGACGAGGAAAGGAUGGUCAGAAUUGCACGCGAUAGAUCACCACUAGGUCGCAGAAGUUUAGGACGCCCUCGAAAACAAUGA
Molecule: messenger RNA, 567 nt
Organism: Harmonia axyridis
Lineage: Eukaryota; Metazoa; Arthropoda; Insecta; Coleoptera; Coccinellidae
Exons: 1
Coding region: 1-567 (188 amino acids)
Source: RefSeq, a predicted model, not a curated record